AUGCCCAAAUACACUUACAACUUACAGCCCGCUGGUGGUCACAAGUGGCAAAAAGAGGUUGAUGCAUUAUGGAUAAGGCUGGAAUGCUGCUCAGACAUGGCCUGGCUGUGCCUUCCUGUUAUUGCAGUGUCUCAGAAGGUGUUGGAGGAUGACCCACCUGCCAGCCACAGUGUCACGCAUAGUCUGGUGGCAGCAUAUGACUUUACUCUUCCAGUUAAUACUCCUUGGGCUGACUUCGCGUUGGCACAGCCAAGCCCUGUGUCUGCAACUUCUGUUGAAUCUGUAAAGCACAUCAUUACUCCGCGUCCACAGGCUGUGACUGUGGCUGUUCCACUCUGUAGAGUUAAAGCAGUUGUACUUAAAUCACCAUUGGAGUUCUCCUCAACGGAACUUAAAUUUGCACAACAUUCAAGUGACAUACAUUUCAAUAUUGCUGAUGAAAGUCUGAAUUCUCAGAAGCUUGACCUGAAGAAUAUCUCAAGGCAGCAGUUGACAUGGAAAUUGAAUUGUGAUGAUGCAGGAAAAAAUACAGAAGACAGUAUUUUUAAAUUUAGUCUGCAGGCUGGAUUCCUUGAUCCAGGACAAAAAAUCAGUAUUGCUGUAUUCUUCUGCCCUUCUUCUCCUGGGACAUACGCAUCUGAAAUGUCAGUGUGUCUAAAUGAUAAUCCAUCUCAUUACAAAAUAACAUUGUCUGGCACUGUGAAGUCACCAAAAAUAAAUUUUGAUCCCCCCUUUUUAAUGCUGAUGCCAGUUCCUCUGGAUGUGAAAACUGAAACAGCCAUCAGUAUCAUUCCGCAAGAUUAUUUAAGGCAAUCACAAAUUCGAGUUGAACUUCCAGAGCUUGAACUUGAAGAUGGUGAUAGGAUUUACCCUUUUUCUGUACAGUUCCCAGAAGGACAAGAUAUUGUUCUUUCAUCAGAUGGCACAAAUAAGGAACUCAUUUGUCAUAUCAGCUUCAAAUCAUCUAGGCCAGUGUCAUUUUUAGGGAAUAUGUUCUUCACUGAUGAAGAAGAAAACAGGUUUUCAAUUCAAGUUGCUGCAACAGCAGAGAAUUGCCUUCUUACUUUAUACCCAUAUUUGGCAUUUCACGGCUCUGAUCAACAAGUUAUCUUGAGAAGCAACUCAGAUACUACUUUUGAAAGUGAGAGUGAUGAAAAGACGAGUGAAGAAAGUGAAGCUGAUAGUCAAAGUGAUGGGAGAGAAAAUAAAUAUGAAUUAUCAUUUUUUCCUGAUGAAGAUAAAAAGGAGUACAACUUCUUUCAGAAAACCCUAACUGCUGUUAAGAAUUGGUUCACUCUCUUUGGUUGGUCUAAAGGACAAAAUCCCAUUUCAAUACCAUAUUCACUAAGACGUGAUGUGUGUAAAGUCCAGAUGACCUCUUCGCAAGAAAAAGUUUUUAAAGAAAACCUUGGCAAAGAUACUAAGACUGUUUAUGACAUGUUAUUCCAUCUGAGUGGACAGUUGUUACCAGGCAUUACAUUGAGCCAGUCAUUGCCCCUUGAUCCAGUUGAACGAACUUUACAGCUCCACUGGCAACAUUCUACAUUGCUUGCCUUCCUUAAAAGCCAAGGAGCAUAUCUUCCUCAUAUUAUGCCAGAAUUUCUGCUUGAACCUGAUGAUUAUAAGAAAUGGAUUAAAGUGCAAACUGUACCUACAAAGGGUCACACGGCUGAGUUGAAAAAACGAGAUGUGAAAAACUCAGACUUAUUUAGUGACAAGCAUCUAUUCAUUAUGGAGGACAGCAUAUUUGAGACAAUGAGCAAACGAGCUUGGACAGAUGUGCUACUGCAGGUAUACAAGGUGUUUGUUCUUCCACGUGUUUCUUCACGUAAUAUCACUGAUCUGUUCAGCUUCGAAAGUGUGCAGAGCAUGCCAAGAAUAAAAUCAGAACCUUUAUCCAGUAAUAUAUAUUCUCCAUAUGAACGAACCAUCCUCAACUGGUUGAAUAAACAUUAUGAGAAGAAUCGAAAAACAGUGUGGAAAGAUUGUCAAAAAGGUGAAGUACCACCAAUGAGAUGGAUAGUGAAUUUUGACCGAGAUCUUCUAGAUGGUCUGGUAUUGGCAGCACAGCUGGCAGCUUAUUGUCCUUAUUUGAUUGCUACUCACUUUGUAAGGAUGUAUACUAAUCCAAGAACUCCUGAACAGUUUCUGCACAACAAUUUGAUACUUGUGAAUGCUAUGCAUGCUGUCAGUCUGGCUAUAGGCAUAAAGGCCACUGAUAUCUGUGAUCCCAACCCAGUCAUGCUGCUUAUUCUGUGUGUCUACCUAUAUGAAAGUCUCCCUCACUACUUACCAAAGAAGACUAUAGAAUUUACAGGUGCUCUCCAUGCAACUGUUGUUAAACAGGUGCGUCUGAAAAACCCAAGCAGUAAAACUUUGAUGUACAACGCUAUUCUUGUAGGAAGAGAUGCUGAUGAUUUCUCAUUACCUAAAGGAAACACUGUCACCAUUGCUCCUAAGAGACAAACAAGUAUAAAUGUGGAAUUCACUAGUCGUUUUCUGCGCCCUGCUGAAGCAGUGUUGCUACUGAUCUCAAAGACUGUGGGUGGAAUAGAUGGUGCCACACUGACAUUCUCUCUUAAAUCUGAAGUCAAGCAUAUUGAACCUGCUGAUAUAUUAAAAUUCAAAUCACCAUGUUAUGAACUGAAGAAAGUUAUCCUAAAUGUUACUAAUCCCUUCAGAAAUGAUGGCAUAUUCAGGGUCAUUUUACUGGAAUCCACAAGUUACUUAACACAGCCAGAGCAAGUAUAUCAAGCCAGGCGAGUAAAGCAAGAGCAAACGUUCAGUUCUGAAAAUAAUAUAUUAAAUUGUAAAAAGGGUGCACUGCCUGAAGAUUCAAAUGAAGAGAACAGCUUAAAUUGCUCUGACCAGUCCAGCCUCCUGCAUGAGUUCUUCAGUCCAAUGGAAAAACUGUUCUUGGAAGGGAGAAGUUCUGCAGGCUUAGACAUUCACUUUCUUCCUUUUAAUCUGGAAAAACGUUACUGCACUGUCAUUCUGGUUAAUGAACUGAUUGGAGAAUUUGUAUACCUGAUAGAGGGAACAGGUGAUGUACCUUUACCUUCAGGAUUGCUUCCAAUGGAUAGUCCAAAUGUUCUGCAUAUUAGCAGUACAUUAGAAGGUUCGAGUGCAGUAGAGCCAGUUUUAUAUUUGAAAUGUGGUUUUGCUCAGAUUCUUGAAGAAAAUCUGAGGAUUCCAUUGAUCAAUGAGUCAAGAGAGAGGGCUCUGGCCAUUGCUGCACAACAGCAGAUGUCAACUAUUGAAUAUGAAAGAAGAAAGAUCACCGGGACUCUGCAGAGCAGUAGUGUUCGAGUUGCAACUGCAUUGUUAGGGCUGUCCAGAGUAGAGAAUCUACCUAAAGAGGCACAAAUUACACCCAGCGUCUAG
Nipponia nippon (crested ibis) is the source of this 3384-nucleotide messenger RNA. The record is from RefSeq and is a predicted model, not a curated record. NCBI's taxonomy places the organism in Eukaryota, Metazoa, Chordata, Aves, Pelecaniformes, Threskiornithidae.